This is a messenger RNA of Xyrichtys novacula (pearly razorfish), 6237 nucleotides long. The record is from the annotation of a GenBank genome assembly. NCBI's taxonomy places the organism in Eukaryota, Metazoa, Chordata, Actinopteri, Labriformes, Labridae.
UGAAAAUAACGCGGGGAAGAGUGAGGGUUGAAUCCGUUGAGACAGAACGUCUCAAAAACUGUGAGAAGACAGAAAACGGUGUUACAGCAGCCUUAGGUUUGAUUUUGGACUAGGUUUUGUCCGUUAAAAGUGCUCGUUUGUAUGAUUUAAAACAUAUUAGGUUUAAAACUCGUUUCUUAACCGUUUUAAAAGCUCUGUUGUUCAGCUAGCAUCAGCUGACUGUCUCGACUCAGGGUCCAAAUGGAUCACACAGAGGACUUGUCCGCCCGGGUUCUGCUCAAACAUAUUCUUACGACUGAGCCACCGAGGACUCCUGUUACUCGCAGGUACUGAAAUAGCACUCUAGAUUUCAUACAUUUUCAUGUUGUUGAGGUUUUGAAUCAGCGUCAGUCAUCUUGUGCGUAGUGUUUACGUAAAUGACACCCGUGUUACUUUUCUUUUCAGCGCCUCCGCAGCUUUAGGGAGCAUCAGUCCGACCAGGCGCAGCAGUAGAUUGAGAAAUAAAGAAGCUGGAGCUAAAACCCCGCAGGAUAUCCUUAGACGCAGCCUAAAGCACAAAAUCCAUGAUGUGAGGAAGAUGAGCAAAGUGCAUACUGGGGAUAAACAUGCUGAAUCUCUGAAAGAUAAUACCUCUAUCCUCUUUCCAGAGCGUUACCCGGAAAUCUCUGCCAGCACCCAAAAGGAGGACCACCUCUGCCAUACUCAAGAGGACGCCUGCUCCAGCCUCCAUGCUAUUUGAUGAUGGAGACACACCAAGACACAUUCUUAUGAACAUCCUCCGGACAGGUAAACGCACCAGACUGCUUAAGUAUGCACAUCAUGCUGCUUCUAUUUGCUGAGGCUUCAGUGUCUUUUGUAAAACAACCAGAGCCCGUGAGGUCCCCUGUGAUUCAUGAGAAAACUCCCUCAGAAGAGCCACAGCCUUUUUCAGCCAACUCAAGCAUUUCCAACAGGCGCCCGAGGUGAGCAGAAGUCUCAUGAUGCAAAAGGGAUGCACUGGCAACAAUGUGAUAAAUGUAAUCGCUCGCCAGUGACAACAUAUACCUUUUAUCUAUUUGAGGUCUACAGAAAUGAUGACCAUUUGUAUGCAACUGGUUAAACACUGUUAUGAUUGUUGACAAAUCUUUUUUUUUUUUUGCCUGACAUUCAGCACUGAGCUUUCAGGCUUAGACUUACCGGAUUUAACGAUCAGGGGUGCUGUAAGUACUGCAAAAGGAUUGAGCAGAAAGAGACCACGUCGGAGCCUGAACGUAACGGCUUUUGAAAAGCGUCUCAGAGAUAAUGAUGAUGGUGAGUUUAAAUUUACAAUUAUAGAUGCAUAUACAUCAGAUUUCAAGUAUUAUUUUUUGUACACUGGCUCACAGGAUAAUGGCAUAAUGGUGUAGAAAUGUGAGCUGCAUCAGUGACCAGUUGCCUUGUUUGUUUUAUUGAGGAGCUGAUAAAUGCCUGUGUUUACAGAUAAUGAAGGGCAAAUUGAAGAAACAUUGGGCAACAGUACAUCACAUUCAUUAAGGUAGGGUACAGUCAAGCAACAGCAUUUCUUUGAUUUUAAGUUUGUCGUUCAAGCUUUUUUAUUGUAUUACCUUUGGGCCACUGUUUAUGAUGACACUAUCAAUAUCUAUAAUCUAUGGCCCGUCUAAUCUGUCAUGCAGUUCCACUUCACUGAGCCUAAAAACCCCUUUUAUGGAUGCUCACACUGAGAGGAGGGGUCUGCAGAGGAGAGUUUCUCACCGUCGUAAAAUUACAGAGGAAGAAUUUGGUGCUGCUGUGAAUAAAAGGCACCUUGGAGGUAAAUUACAAUCAAUUAAAGAUGUGUUUUUGUCUUUUUACCUCAUCUACUGUGCAAAUAAAUGUGUGCCAGAACAAUCCAAUGAUUAAAUAUUUGGUAACAUCUUUUUGUAACUUUUUUUCUGAGAUUGGUAGAGAGCGUUAUUCAAUCUCAAUGACAGCACACCUCAAAUGAGAGUCAGAGUUAAUUGGUGAUAAUAAAAAAGACUGAUUUUAAAGGUUGAUUUUUUUUUAAUUCAAUAAUAAUUCAUAUUCUUGUAACUCAAACAAAGUGAUUAUUUUCAGCUUGUAGUAUAACACAGGGAACAAAUAAUGUUGAAGAGCCUUAUUACCUUAUUAAUGAAUGUUUUUCCCCUCCCUGUUUGUCACCAGAGGUAACCAGCUUUUUGCAGCCUAAGCAAGGUCUGAGUGAGACUGCACACUCUGAGGGAUUCACUUUGGGAUUGAGCAAACUCGGUGAACCCGAUUUAACCACCGAUAUCAUCCACUGUAGCACGGCACUGUAUGCUCAGCCUGAUGCAAUGACUUCCAACUUCUCUGUGCAUACAGGGACAGAGACUCAGCUGCAGGAACAGAUAUCUGAGAUAAAACAGAGCAAGCUUAGGGUGGAGAAAUCGUCAUGUGUGUUUCCAACUGAAGAGGAGGCAGAACCUCAGGAAGAACAGCGUUUUUCUGAGUCCCAGGAGGACUCGGACAGGGGUGAUAUAGCAGAGUCUGAUAAACAGGAGAAUCUGGUGGCAGCCCACACAGAAGAGAAAGAAGUGGUUGAUUAUGGUACUGAAGAAGAAAACCAGGGUGUUGGAGUGGAUUCUGAGCCAGAAGAGGAUGCUGCAAGUAGGUCUCAGUCUGAUGGAGAGGAGGUUAUACAAGACACUCCAGCUGAAAAAGGAGAUGGAGAGGAAGAUUCUCAAACUGAGGAAGAAAGAGAAGGUGUUGUUGAUUCUCAAAAUGAUGAGGAAGAAGAUGCUGCUGACUCUCAAACUGGAGGAGAAGAAGGGGCAGAUUCUCAAGAUGGAGAAGAAGAUGCUGUUGAGACUCAGUCUGAAGAAGAGGAAAUUCCACCAGACUCUCAUAGCCAAAGAGAAGAUGAAGCAGUUUAUUCUCAAACUGAAGAAGAUAAUGUCCCUGAUUCUCUGCCUGUAGAGGAAGAGGAGGAGGAUCUUGCAGAUGAUGCAAGUGAUCCAGGGGAUCCUGCAGAGGGUGGCUCGUUAGAAUCUAAACACGAGGAUGAGCACAACGAGGAGCAGGAGGAGGAAGAUGUUGAGCAGGCGCCAGUGCACCUUGAACACAUCAGUCGGAGAGCUCAUCUCUCUGAAGGUGGACUUGUGCAGAUCGCAGAAGCAGGUAAGAACAUAACAAAUUAUUCUAAUGUGAAUUUAGGACCAUAAAAAAAAUAUUUUUGAGAGCCUUCGAUUGGCAGUUGUUGGCCCUUAUGUAGAGAAGACAGGGAGAACAUACAGAUAGUUGUUGAACGACAACAGGUGGUAAUUUCUCCACAUAGAGAAUAUAUAAACAAAUCCUUAAUGAGAAGGUUAUUUCUUCCAGAGACGUGCAACUAAACACUUCUAAGAUCCAUGUUCUAACUGACCGUGGGAGAUCGGACUCCCAUUUCAAUGCAACUCAUCUUUACAAUGACCAGUAGGACUUCUGUUAACUUAAUGGAGUUUCUAUGUUUAAGGUCCCUUAUAAUCUACAUGGGGUCUAACGUAUGUCGGCCAAACUUAACAUAAUCUUAAAGUGAGAAUUGUGAAGCAUAAAACUGCUAUUAGAAAUGAUAGUAUGGACUAUGUCUUUGCUAGACACCACAAAGAAAAGAACUACAGGUCAGCUACUGCUCUCUAAUUUACUUGGUACUGAAAGAGUGAGACCUAAUACUAGAGGGUGCAAUUUGGUUAAACAGCUCUAAAGAGGGGAUGUCUCUAGAUUCAUAUGCUGAACACUGUUGAACCAUAUGGACUUGAUGAAGCACAGGAUCUGAACUGCUUUGGUAAAAGUAAGGUUUUUCUAGACUAAUAUAGGUUGAGGCUGGACACUAGGUUCCGCCACACCUGCCCCCUUCCCAUGUAGUCGUCACAGAGCUAUUGCCAAGGUAUUUCAGUGUAUCUAUGUUCAUGUUUGUGCCACAACUCUGUUGUUUGUUUGUCGACAGAAUUGUCAGAUGGCAAAUCCAAAGCCUCCACUAAAGCUGAUUUACAAUACAGCCUUGACACAGGGAGCCAGGAAUUUGGUGAGACUUCUGUCAGAUACCCUGAAUUGGCUGAGACUCCAUCCGAACAACAGAAAGAAGCUUCUGGUAAUGAGGACGAGCCUGAUGCCGACCAAGAAAACUCCUUUCAUCCCCCAGAGGUUCUGGAAAGCAAUGAGCAGCUGGGUGAAGAGUCACCUGAAAAAGCUGCUGCUCAGGAGGAAGAGGAGUGGGAGGAUGAAGAGGAUGAGGAAGACACUGAAGGUCUUGCAGUAGAUCUUUGUGUUCUUGAAAUCUUAAAUGGUAAGAAUAACACUUAAAUUAGGCUCUAUUUUGUUUGCUUGAAUCUUCAGACAUCCCAAGCAAGACUCCGGCUUUUGUUAAAGAGAAAAGGAACCUGUUUCAGCCUGAUCCUCUGGCCUCACCUGUUCUCAAGAACACUCAAGCCAGGCAAGUGUCUGUUCCUGCUACUCUGAUGUUUCUUGGAGCCUUUUUUGAUAGUUGAAAUACAUUUUAUUAGAAUGUAACUGGUGUGGACUGUUGCAUGAUUAAUCAGAGCUUUUGAGAAGUUCUGCUGAUAUGUUACUCCAUCAGCAGUGCCAGUGAUGGUGAAGGUUUGGCUGCACCUAAACCUAAGCAGGCAAGGAAGAGGGGGAAAAGGUCUGCCAGGAAGGAAGGGAGCCUUCCAAAGAGCUACCUGAUGGGCAUCUUUAAGCACUUUGCCAAAACUAAGGUCGCUGCCGAUGUGUACCCCAUCCUACAAGAAAUGUAAGUGAUAGUAGGUCACAAACUCUUUGGGCCAAGUGUGUUUCCUAUGCCAACUCUGUUGUCAAGCUCAGUGAUAUCUUUGAGAGACAUAGGUCUUCAAGACUGCGCUGUAAAAACACUUGCUUCAUUCUUAUUCACUCUCUUUAACAGAAUGGAUAAAUUCUUUGAGCGGAUGGCAGAGGACUUAGAGACAUACGCUCUUCAUGCAAAGAGGAAAACUAUUGAAGUCGAAGAUACUGAACUCCUGUUGAGACGGUUAGUAUACUUUUUGUUAAAGUAACUUUGUAUGUGGUUGAAUGUGUUCCUGAGAUUAAAAAAAGCAUUUAGUGUGAAUAAAUAGAAAGAUGAAAGCAAAGACAGAUAAAUAACAUACAGAGGCAUCUUAUCUAUGAGACCUCUGUAACAUAGUGUUUCAGGUCUACACUCAAGCCAACAAACAGGUGAAUAAAUCUGGAGUUUGGGCUGGCACAUCUAGAGUUGGACCUUUGGUCAGUGGCCCUGUCAUGAUGCGAGAAACCUAAGAAUUAAACACUUUUGAUUGCUCCUGUAGGGGAACUGUAGUGCCUUUCUUAUAUCUUUGUGGUUUUAAGUCACAAGUAUCUGAAUAAAGCAUUUAUGAUCACAGCUCUUGAAGAAAAAGUCAAGCAAGUCAACAAGGUGCCAGAGAUAUUAUUGUAGACAAUAAACACAGAGCUAAGGUAUCAGGCAUUGAUCACAUAAUUUCUUAUUGAAGGAAAACAAGAGCUGACAGAAGGUUUGCAUUAUUCUUCAGAUAUUAAAAAGAGAGGAUUCAAACAAACCAAAACCGUAUGAAGCAGUAUAAAGCCAAGACUAAUAUGUACCUCUAGAUGGCAGGCUGGAGCUUUAAAUGUAGAUGACUGUGCCAUGACAGACGAGCAUAAUCAUUCAAACAUACCAGAGUAUAUUCCUUAUGUUUACUUAUCUGCUGUAUUGCAGGCAGGGUCAUGUGAAUGACAAGGUGCCAGUGGAAGUGCUGAUUGAGAAAUAUUUGCGGAUGGACCAGCGCAGGCUUCUGAUCCCCAUAGCAACCAGUGGAAAUGUUGUUUUCCCUAAAAAGCGGAGGUGAAUGACUGAUUUCACAGAGACAUCUUGUGUAUUUUCUUCUCUCUGGUGUUACCUCCUAGGCUGAUUUAUCAUUCACUUGUCCUGCCUUUGGUUUUGGUAAGUGAUGGUUAGAAAUAUAAAGUUUUCUGUAAAUGUGUAAAUAUAAUAAGUUUAUGUAAGCCUGAGGUUCUGUAUGUCUGUAAAGAUUUUCUUCUCUCUUAUUAUCUACUUCAGUGCAGAGUUAAGCAUGUGAAUAUCUCGGUUGUGCAAACUUUGGCUUUUUGAAAUCUGUGCUCUGCUUUUAACAGUCCAGAUAACAAAAGAACAAGCAUGUAUGAACUUUCUGGUCUUAUUUUUGUUAAACUUCUAAUUUGUCAUUAUGACGCCUACGAAAGAGAUGUGGAUUUCUUCAAUUAAAACAUUGAAAUAAA